This is a messenger RNA of Rhipicephalus microplus (southern cattle tick), 583 nucleotides long. RefSeq names its product venom metalloproteinase antarease-like TtrivMP_A. The record is from RefSeq and is a predicted model, not a curated record. Lineage: Eukaryota; Metazoa; Arthropoda; Arachnida; Ixodida; Ixodidae. Gene Ontology annotation, molecular function: metalloendopeptidase activity. Gene Ontology annotation, biological process: membrane protein ectodomain proteolysis.
UAUCGUAUGUUGGAGGAGUGUGCACAAAAGAAAAAAUCGGAAUGGGCGAAGAUAUUGCCCAGUCCUACAAGGGCGUCUUUACGAUGGCGCACGAGCUGGCUCACACCUUGGGUGCACAGCAUGACCAGGUGGGACACAGGGAGUGUCCAUGGUCUGCCGGAAGCCUGAUGAGUUACGUCGACGGCGGAGAGAACAGAUAUCGCCUAACUCCUUGCAGCAAGAGGCAGAUAAGGAAUGUCAUCAGCAAACUGCCGCAAAGGUGCCUAAUGGAAACUUCGAGAAAAAACUACAUGGUGCACCCAGGCACCCUGCCGGGGAAUAUGAUAUCCGCUGAUCUAUUCUGCAAGUUGUAUUUGAGGAAAAAAACUAACUCGCCACAGCAGUACACAAAAAUAACUCCCGGAUACAGCAAAAAGUGCAAGAUGCAAUGCUGCUACGUCACGGGUCGUCUAACGUGGUGCUACGAAGUGGAUAUACUGGACGGUAUGUCGUGUGGUGAAGGAAAGACUUGCUGGAAGGGAGCGUGCAGAAGGCGGCACCCGAGGUAGUGAAUCUGAGUCAUCGAAACGCCACGUGAAACCUG